Molecule: messenger RNA, 3021 nt
Organism: Lathyrus oleraceus (garden pea)
Lineage: Eukaryota; Viridiplantae; Streptophyta; Magnoliopsida; Fabales; Fabaceae
Exons: 6
Coding region: 1-3021 (1006 amino acids)
Biological process (GO): DNA integration; proteolysis
Molecular function (GO): aspartic-type endopeptidase activity; nucleic acid binding
Source: RefSeq, a predicted model, not a curated record
AUGGGGCAAAUCGCUCAGCAACUAGCUUCGAGUUCUCAAGCACAAGGUACUUUACCUAGUGCAACCGUGACAAAUCCUAGAGAGCAUAAUAAUGUGAACUCGGUGACAACACGUGAAAUUCUAGUAUCAGAUAUGAGAUGUCGAAGGGAUGGAGGAGAUCUUGGGAAGAGGACAACUGUUGGUGUGGUGACUAACAAUGCUGGUGGUUUCGGUGCUGCCACAAGCGGUAGACCAGGUCUAGUGGGCAAUAAUUUGAAAGACAGUCUGUUUCCUCCUUUCUUUGGGGCUGAGGAGGAUAGCGAGGAGGAUAGGGAAGCGGAUCAAUUCUCUAUGCUUAAUGAACCAUUUGGUCAGUAUGGUGUCCAACCGCCAAAUAAGGAAAUUCAGUUGCUGGCAGAGAAGAUCAGAGCUUUAGAGAGUCAUGCUACUCCGGGAAAUAAGAAAAAAGGGCAACAUGAGAAAAACUUUGAAAAAUUCUUAGAGUUGUUCAAGAAGCUGGAAAUUAACAUUCCGUUGUUGGAGGCACUUGAACAAAUGCCUACGUAUGCCAAGUUCAUGAAGGAUAUCAUUUCUAAGAGGCGUGUCACCGACACUAACCAAAUUAUUCUAACCGAAACUUGUAGUGCUAUUUUGCAGGGUAUAAAGAUUCUGAUAAAGAAAAAGGAUCGAGGAGCUGUCACUAUUCCAUGUAUUAUUGGAGAUAGGUCGUUCAACAAAGCUCUUAUUGAUCUGGGAGCUAGUGUGAGUCUCAUGUCGUUAUCUAUUUACAAGAAGCUUGGUAUAGGGGUUGUGCAAAAUACCAGAAUGACACUCCAAUUCACCGGUCAUUCGGUCAAGAAACCGUAUGGCAUUGUUGAAGAUGUUCUGGUGAAAAUUGAUAAGUUUGUAUUUCCGGUGGAUUUUGUAAUUCUUGAAAUGCCGAUAGAUAAAGAGAUCCCACUCAUUCUGGGAAGACCCUUUUUGGAGACGGGACGGUGCUUCAUAAACAUAGAAGAAGGAACAAUGACACUGAAGGUUUAUGAUGAGGAAUUGAAAAGCGAUGUUCGAAACACCAUGAGGUACAAGAAUGAUAUUUGUACCAGUCAUACUAUAGAGGUUCUGGAUCAGGUGACGACAUAUGAUAACCCUUUGCAUACACCCCAGUCACCUUUGGAAAGAGUGUUAAGUUUGUCCAUUUUCGAGUCGGAUAAAGAGGUGGACGACGGGGAAUCUGAAGUGCUUGCCUUGUUGGACGCACAAACCCCGUGGAAAGGAUCUCGACCACGCCGGUGGGAGGAUUUACGCAUACCUCAAUCUAGUGAGGAGAAUGAAGAACCUAAGAAGGAAACAGAGUUGAAACAACUUCCUGACAAUCUCAAAUAUGUUUUUCUCGAACUUGAAGGAAAAUGUCCUGCUAUAAUAAACUCAAGCCUUCAGAAUAUCCAAGAAGAAAAGCUCAUCCAAGUCUUGAAAAAGUACAAAAAUGCUAUUGGAUGGGCAAUUGAGGAUUUGAAGGGUAUUAGCCCUACUGUGUGCAUGCAUAAAAUUCUCAUGGAAGACGACCACAAACCGGUAGUCCAACCACAGAGGAGACUCAAUCCGGCAAUUAAGGAAGUGGUUCGGAAAGAAGUGGUAAAAUUAUUGGAUGCAGGUCUUAUAUAUCCCAUUUCUGAUAGUCUGUGGGUGAUCCCGGUGCACGUUGUCCCUAAAAAAGGGGGGACCACCGUAAUAAGGAAUGAAAAAAAUAAGCUAAUUCCCACGCGGACAAUAACCGGGUGGCGCGUUUGCAUUGAUUACAGAAGGUUGAACACAACAACUAGGAAGGACCAUUUUCCUUUUCCAUUUAUUGACCAGAUGCUGGAGAGGUUAUCCGGGCAUGACUACUACUGUUUUUUAGAUGGAUACUCCGGGUAUAAUCAGAUUGUUGUAGCGCCGAAAGACCAAGAAAAGACGGCAUUCACAUGCCCGUAUGGUGUUUUUGCUUACCGAAGAAUGCCAUUUUGGUUGUGUAAUGCUCCUGCCACCUUCCAAUGGUGCCAGAAACCGAACCUAAUUCUGAAUUGGGAGAAAUGUCACUUCAUGGUGCGUGAGGGAAUAGUGUUCGGUCACAAAAUUUCUUAUAAGGGAAUUGAAGUUGACCAAGCAAAAGUGGAAGUGAUCUCUAAACUCCCACCCUCGGUGAAUGAGAAGGAUAUUAGGAGUUUCUUAGGACACGCAGGUUUUUACCGCAGGAAGUAUUUGUUGGGAUCAAAGGUUGUAGUGUAUACGAAUCAUGUCACUUUGAAGUAUCUGUUUGCAAAGCAAGACUCUAAGCCGAGAAUCCUUAGGUGGAUCCUACUCCUCCAAGAAUUUGAUGUCGAGAUUCGAGACAAAAGAGGAUGUGAAAACACAGUGGCGGAUCAUUUAUCCCACAUGUCACCUAUUGAAGAAAUAGAAGAAAAGAGACCAAUAAAGGAUGAGUUCGCUGGUGAACACAUCCUCGCUGUUAUCGGUAUCCCGUGGUUCGUAGACUACGCAAAUUAUUUGGUGGGGGGUAUAAUCCCCAACGAUUUUGAUUCUAACAAAAAGAAAAAGUUUGUUCAUGAUUGCCGGUUUUACUUGUGGAAUGACCCAUUCCUAUACAAAAGAGGAGUGGAUGGGUUGGUCAGAAGAUGUGUCCCGGAGGAGGAGCAAACGGAUGUACUUAGAGCUUGUCAUGAUUCAGACUAUGGAGGACAUUUCAGUGGGGACCGAACAGCAGCCAAAGUUCUUCAAUCAGACUUCAUGGGGCCAUUUCCACCAUCCUGUGGGAAAAAUUACAUCUUGGUAGCAGUUGACUAUGUAUCCAAGUGGGUGGAAGUUCUGGCAUUACCCACCAAUGACGCUAAAGUGGUGGUGACAUUUCUGAAGAACAAUAUCUUUUCGAGAUUUGGGGUGCCAAGAGCACUUAUCAGUGAUGAAGGCACUCACUUUUUGAACAAACUGAUGGAGAACCUGCUGAAGAAGUUUAAUGUUAAACAUAAAAUCACCACUCCGUAUCAACCUCAAAUGAGUGGCCACUAG